Apis dorsata (giant honeybee) is the source of this 905-nucleotide messenger RNA. RefSeq names its product cuticle protein 76-like. Lineage: Eukaryota; Metazoa; Arthropoda; Insecta; Hymenoptera; Apidae. Bases 361 to 765 code for a protein of 134 amino acids. The record is from RefSeq and is a predicted model, not a curated record. The transcript has 2 exons.
AUAUUAUAUUCCAAUCAAAAUUUUAGCAAGAAAGUAAAAGUAUAAAAUCGUUUUUUUUCUGUGACAGUAAUCAGACUCGACGAAUUUGGAUUUUUAGUCCAAGGUCGGAGGAGAUAAAUUAACGAUAUUAUUGAAAGGGAGAACAAAAAAAAAAAGAGAAUCGGGUGUGGCAGAGGAAAGCACACAAACGGUUACAUAUUCUUAUGGCGAAAGUAUUUUUCGGUACUCGUUCGAAAUACGCCCUUGUACCCCACCUGAUUUCAGUUGGUUCGACUAUAUAAGAUUUCGGCUACGAAAGGAUCAGCACACAUUUGCUUUCAUACAUUGUUAAAGAAUCGAUCAAAAUCUACCUGACUCACAAUGUUCUCGAAGAUCAUAGUACUCGCUUGUGCUCUGGCAAUGUGCAAUGGAGGAGUAUUAUUACCAGAAGCAACUGGACAAUAUUCUUUGACAACUGCGGCUUUAACAUCAACAUCUGACAAUAUACUUCGUAGCACAGGAAAUUUGGCACAAAUUGCGACUCAGUCAAAAACAAUUUCCACGCCAUUUUCUAGCACUAGCAAAUCUGAUAUUCGUGUAACAAAUCCAGCGAUUUAUGCACAUGCUGCUCCAGUAGCAUACGCUGCAACACAUGCAGCACCCUUGGCAACACCAUUAGCUGCUGCUGCUCAACCAAGCACACUUCUUGGUGUCGCUUACUCCCCGGCAGUAGCUGUUUCACACAUGGCCUAUACCAGUCCCAUCGGUGUCUCUUACGCAUGGUAAUAGUUCAUUAUCCCGAAUUUCUUAGACCGCUAAUGCCAAUUUUUUAAUAUGACAAUUCGAUUCUACUUAUCAUUAUGAUUUAUACGUAUUUGGUAUACACUCAAUUUUUAUUUAUUAAAUAUAAUACACAUUGAAGUGUA